AUGACGGAGCUGUCACGAGAAAUUGGAGAAAUCUGGUCAAGGUUGUUCGACCAUCGUCCAUUUCUGAAUGGGGAAAUAAAGUUUAUGUUAAAGGAGUUUGAGGAAAAGCGUGGAGAUAGGGAAGUUGAAAAUCUCUUUUCUAUACUUGAAAAGUUGACAGACAUUAAAGACAGUCAAGCAGAUAAAAUUAGAAAGAGUGGCGAAACUGGUCUUCCUAUACUUAAAGAGAAACUUGAACAAGCAUUGCAGCUUAGUGACGAAGUAGAAAAGGACUAUCAGGAGAAACAUAAGGUUAUUGAAGUAAAACGCCAACAACUUCGAGAAAAGAGACAAAAAGAAUGGGAUCAAUUUAUUGAUGAUAUGAACUUUAAAUGCCAAAGAAUUGAUAAUACAUUUGAAGAGAAAGAAGAAGAAUUAAGAGAUUUAUAUGCUGAUCUAAAUCACAAACUGAACAUUACUGACAAAUAA
Molecule: messenger RNA, 468 nt
Organism: Trichoplusia ni (cabbage looper)
Lineage: Eukaryota; Metazoa; Arthropoda; Insecta; Lepidoptera; Noctuidae
Gene: Muted
Product: biogenesis of lysosome-related organelles complex 1 subunit 5
Exons: 4
Coding region: 1-468 (155 amino acids)
Cellular component (GO): transport vesicle; BLOC-1 complex
Source: RefSeq, a predicted model, not a curated record